AUGGCUCCGUCGCCCAUCGCCAUUCCUCCGCGAGGCCCUGCCGCCUUGCUCUCCGCAAGGGGGACGCACAUGGCCACCACCGCCCUCCGCGUCGGCGGCAUGACCUGCGGCGCGUGCACGUCGGCCGUUGAAGCAGGCUUCAAGGGCGUCAACGGCGUCGGCAACGUCUCGGUCAGCCUCGUCAUGGAGCGCGCCGUCGUCAUGCACAACCCCGACAUCAUCUCCGCCGAGCAGGUCUGCGAGAUCAUCGAAGACCGUGGCUUUGAGGCUCAGGUCCUCGCCACCGACCUCCUGAGCCCCGCCGUCAUCCGAUUCCAGCCCGCCGAAGACGAGGGCCCGGCUCUCGCGACCACCACCGUCGCCAUCGAAGGUAUGACCUGCGGCGCCUGCACCUCGGCCGUCGAAGGUGGCUUCAAAGAUGUGCCGGGCCUCAAGCACUUCAGCAUCUCGCUACUCUCCGAGCGCGCCGUCAUCGAGCACGAUCCGGCCCUUCUGACGCCAGAGCGAAUUGCCGAAAUCAUAGAGGACAGGGGCUUCGGCGCCGAGAUUGUCGACACGGCCAGAUCAUUAGCCAUUGCACGCGAUGUCAAGAGCCCGGCGCCUCCCAGCAAUGUCGCCACGACUACGGUGGCCAUUGAGGGCAUGACAUGUGGAGCGUGCACGUCGGCCGUUGAAGGUGGCUUCAAGGGCGUCGACGGCGUGCUUAAAUUCAACAUAAGCUUGCUGGCGGAGCGCGCCGUCAUCACCCACGACGUCACCAAACUCUCGGCCGACCAAAUCGCCCAGACAAUCGAGGACCGAGGCUUCGACGCCUCCGUCCUGUCGACUAUCAUUGACGCCGGCGACCACAACGCAUCCUCGUCGACGGCGCAGCUCAAGAUCUACGGCAGCCCGGACGCCGCUAGCGCCAAGGCCCUCGAGGAGACGCUCAGGGCUCUGCCUGGUGUCACGUCUGUCUCCCUGAGCCUGGCGACGGACCGCCUCACCGUCUCCCACCAGCCCUCCGUCAUCGGCCUACGCGCCAUCGUUGAGGCCGUCGAGGCCCGGGGCCUCGAUGCCCUCGUCGCCGACAGCCAGGAUAACAACGCGCAGCUCGAGUCGCUGGCCAAGACCCGCGAGAUCACCGAGUGGCGCACCGCCUUUAAGACGUCGCUCUCGUUUGCCCUGCCCGUCUUCAUCAUCGGCAUGAUCUUGCCCAUGGCCAUUCCGGCGCUCGACUUUGGCAAUGUCGCCCUGAUUCCUGGCCUGUACCUCGGCGACGUCAUAUGCCUGAUGCUCACCGUGCCCGUCCAGUUUGGCAUCGGCCGCCGCUUCUACGUUUCGGCAUACAAGUCGGUCAAGCACGGCUCUCCGACCAUGGACGUCCUCGUCAUCCUCGGUACCUCGUGCGCCUUCUUCUUCAGCGUCUUCGCCAUGCUCGUCUCGCUGCUCGUGCCCCCCCACACCAGGCCCAGCACCAUAUUCGACACGAGCACGAUGCUCAUCACCUUUAUCACGCUUGGUCGGUACAUGGAAAAUCGGGCCAAGGGCCAGACCUCCAAGGCGCUGUCUCGUCUCAUGUCGCUCGCCCCGUCCAUGGCAACCAUCUACACGGACCCUAUCGCCGUCGAAAAGGCCGCCGAGGACUGGGUCAGGUCUCCACAGAUCCCCAAGACGCCGCUGACGCCGUUGCGGGCACCCGAGUCCGCGGGAGCGGCCUACGAAGAAAGGCUCGUCCCCACCGAGCUGCUGCAGGUCGGCGACAUCGUCAUCAUCCGGCCUGGCGAUAAGAUUCCCGCCGACGGCAACCUAGUCCGGGGCGAGACGUACGUGGAUGAGAGCAUGGUCACUGGAGAGGCCAUGCCGGCGCAGAAGCGUGUCGGCGACAGCAUGAUUGGCGGCACCGUCAACGGAACCGGCCGCGUCGACUUUCGCGUCACUCGCGCCGGCAGGGACACGCAGCUCAGCCAGAUUGUCAAGCUGGUCCAGGACGCCCAGACCACCCGGGCGCCGAUCCAGCAGCUCGCCGAUACCCUGGCCGGCUACUUUGUCCCCACCAUCAUCGUCCUCGGUCUCAUCACCUUUGUUGCAUGGAUCGUCCUUAGCCACGUGCUGCCGAACCCGCCCAAGAUCUUCCUUCAGGACGCUAGCGGCGGCAAGAUCAUGGUGUGCGUCAAGCUCUGCGUCUCCGUUAUCGUCUUCGCCUGUCCCUGCGCCCUCGGCCUCGCCACGCCCACUGCCGUCAUGGUGGGGACGGGCAUCGGAGCCGAAAACGGCAUCCUGAUCAAGGGAGGCGGCGCUCUCGAGAGGACGACCAAGGUCACCAAGGUGGUCCUGGACAAGACGGGCACCAUCACGCACGGCAAGAUGAGCGUGGCCAAGAUGACAGUCGUGCCUCUGUGGAAAGACAACGAGUGGCGACGACGUCUGUGGUGGUCCAUUGUGGGCCUGGCCGAGAUGGGCAGCGAGCAUCCCGUGGGCAAGGCCAUCCUGGCGGCGGCCAAGGAAGAGCUGGGCGUCGAGUCGGAGGGCGCCAUCGCGGGGAGCGUGGGUGAGUUCAAGGCGACGGUCGGCAAGGGCGUCAAGGUGCUCGUGGAGCCGCACUCGGCAGCGGAGAUUGUGCGUUACAGGGUGCUGGCCGGCAACGUGCGCCACUUGCAGGAGAACGGAGUCGAGAUACCCGACGACGCCAUCGAGGCGUCGGAGGAGCUCAACGCGGCGACGCGCAAGGACCUGUCCAAGACAUCGACGAUGGCUGGGACGACAAACAUCUUUGUCGCCAUCGACGGCAAGUACACGGGGCACCUGUGUCUCGCCGAUACCAUCAAGGACGGCGCGGCGGGCGCCAUCUCGGUGCUGCACCACAUGGGCGUCAAGACGGCCAUGGUGACGGGCGACCAACGCUCGACAGCGCUCGCGGUGGCGGCGGCGGUGGGCAUAGCGGCCGACGACGUGUUUGCCGGCGUCAGCCCCGACCAGAAGCAGAGCAUCAUCAAGAAGGUGCAGUCGCAAGGCGAGGUGGUGGCCAUGGUGGGCGACGGCAUCAACGACUCGCCCGCGCUGGCGACGGCCGACGUGGGCAUCGCCAUGUCGAGCGGCACCGACGUGGCCAUGGAGGCGGCCGACGUGGUGCUGAUGCGGCCGACGGACCUCAUGAGCAUCCCCGCGACGCUGCACCUGACGCGCACCAUCUUCCGGCGCAUCAAGAUGAACCUGGCGUGGGCGUGCAUGUACAACGUGGUGGGGCUGCCCGUGGCCAUGGGCUUCUUCUUGCCGCUCGGCUUCCACAUGCACCCGAUGAUGGCCGGCUUCGCCAUGGCCUGCAGCAGCGUCAGCGUCGUGGUGAGCAGCCUGCUGCUCAAGUUCUGGAAGCGGCCACGCUGGAUGGAUGAGGCCGCGGCGGCCGACGGCGUGUUCCGGGACGGCCGCCCGGCGUGGGCGAGCGGCGGCGGCGGCGGCGGCGGCGGCAUCGUCGGCAACGUGGUGGCGUGGGCGAGGACCGUGGUGCCGCGCCAGGCGAGGCACAAGACGGACGAGGGAUACGUGCCGCUGCAGAACCUAGAUGCCGAGCCGUAA
Hirsutella rhossiliensis is the source of this 3555-nucleotide messenger RNA. RefSeq names its product e1-E2 ATPase domain-containing protein. Gene Ontology annotation, biological process: copper ion homeostasis; monoatomic cation transport. The coding region runs from base 1 to 3555 and encodes 1184 amino acids. Gene Ontology annotation, cellular component: membrane. Gene Ontology annotation, molecular function: copper ion binding; ATP hydrolysis activity; P-type divalent copper transporter activity. The transcript has 2 exons. The record is from RefSeq and is a predicted model, not a curated record. Lineage: Eukaryota; Fungi; Ascomycota; Sordariomycetes; Hypocreales; Ophiocordycipitaceae.